UGUCGUCGAUUCUUUUAAAGUCGGGAUCGAUGUAUCAUAAAUGUCCAAUGCGCAAGCGCAGUGAAUGGGCUUCUUUUGACGUCAAGUCGAAGAAGAAGUUCUGAAAUUGUUUUGAUUCUUGAAAGUUCUUCCGACACUCGAUUUAUUUUAUAACUUCCAAAAAUGACAAGUAAGAUGAAAAGUUGUUGUCAUCGCAUUUUUUAUGUGUAACACACAAUCAGAACAUUAUAUAUAAUAGGCCUACAAGAUAAAUUGUUUUCGGUUGUCUGUAGAAUGACGUAUUUAUAUUUUUAUCCUGUUGCUCUACUGCAGGUGGGACAUAGGAUGUGGUGUUUAUUUCCAGUUUAAACUAAUAUAACAAUUAGUAAAUGUCACUUUUUGCCAGGACGUGUCUGGUGUGGGUUUAAAAUUGUACAUAACAUACAGUAUCUGGAGGACAUUCUAUAUGUGUGUGGAUACGUCUCUGAUCAGUGGUUGGCUAUGAUGAGGCGGCGGAUUGGCGAGCGUGGACUUAAAAUAAUCAAGAUUUGUAGCAGAGGAAAUCAAAGAGAAAAAUCUCGUGAAAAGGCAAUGAAGAAGCAGAAAGAAGCAGAUAAAAAGAAAGGUUCAAAUGAGAAGGGUGCGAAUAGAGGUCUAACAUUAGAGGAAAGAAGGCACAGGGAUGCUGAGAUAAUGAGACAAAAACAGGAGAAAAAAGUAGCAGACGGCCAAGGGGAAAUGAAAAAAUAAAAACAGCCAGACAUAGACUUCAGGAUAUUAGUAUUAUUCAGGAUUAAACAAGUGGACAAGACAGCCUUACAUGACUCUUGAGAUUGCUGGGUAGAAUUGGGGAUGUUAUCACAUUUGUGUAAUGUAAUUUUCUGUGAAAAUGGACCCAUAAAAACGAAAACGUCAAUAGAAGAGGAUAUUCUAUUUUCAGUUAUGUUAAUUUUAUCUAUAAAAUUUGUAAGUUAAGAUUUUUUUUAAAGCAAAAACUGCAUAUUCAGAAUCUUGGGGCUCUCGCAGGUAUCUUUUUGCAAAUUUGAAUUGAUAUUACAACCCAUUAAACCUCAUAUAGUGUAAAAUCAAUUGUUAUCAAAAUCAGACAGAUAAAAUAUUUGUAUUUCUGAAAGAUUGUAGUUGAAAAAUGUCAAAUUUUGUUUAUACUGUCUGACCUGAUUCAUCUGAUUUAAAAUUUCAAAUACAUCACCUUCACAUUGAUUGAAAUUUUACUACCUAUUAUUUCAUGACAAUUCAUACAAAUCUACAAUGCACAUGUAGUUCUACUUAACAUCAGAUAUGUGAGGAGACUUACUGAAACUGUUUUUAUGACAGUAUCCUUGUUUUUGAGAAAAUCUCAUCAGUGUAUGUUUUCAGACAAAGUGGAUCCAGACCUGAACUCCUUCUCCAAGAAACUUUGGAUCUGUGCAUGAUAAGAUGUUUGAUAGCAAUUGUAUUACUUUAAGUUUUGUCAAGUUAUAUCUGCGAGUGCCCUAAAAUUCAUUAAUUGAUGUAAUGGUGCAGAAGUUUUAAAAGAUAGCAUCAAUCAUUUGCUUUCGCAAUUUCACUAAAUAUUUUAUUGUGGAUAUUUGAAUCAUUUCUUGUGUGGUUUUAUGGAUGAAGAUCAGGGGAAUAUUUGUGUACAAUUUUGGUAAUGAUUUACUGGAAUUUAAUUUUUUCUGGCAAGGUUUUAAAAAAUCAUUUAUUUAGUGACGUGUAGUUGGAUUUGAUCCAUAAUGUUCUUGUUAACAUUUUUUUUUUUUUUUUUUUUUACAUUUGUUACAAUUUUAUAAAAUGUACAGGGAAUGUGAAGAAUUUCAUUUGGUGACAUUUUCAAAUUCUGCAAACUGUAACUGCAUGUAUUGAUAUAUGUAGGAGGAAAUUGUACACCACAUAUAAAUUCUUAUUAAAAGCACAUUUUUCAUG
This is a messenger RNA of Ostrea edulis (European flat oyster), 1905 nucleotides long. Its product is annotated as putative SERF-like protein. The record is from RefSeq and is a predicted model, not a curated record. Lineage: Eukaryota; Metazoa; Mollusca; Bivalvia; Ostreida; Ostreidae. The transcript has 3 exons. The coding region runs from base 481 to 729 and encodes 82 amino acids.